AUGGGGUUCUGCAAAGCCUUCCUCUCCUCCCGGUUUCUUCUGUGGAGUCAUAGUAGAGGGGUGAGGUUGAUGUUCUUGUUACUGACCCUGCAUUUGGGGAGCUGUGUUGAUAAAGCAGAUGAUGAAGAUGAUGAGGAUUUAACAGUGAACAAAACUUGGGUCUUGGCACCAAAAAUCCAUGAAGGAGAUAUUACACAAAUUCUCAACUCAUUGCUUCAAGGCUAUGACAACAAACUACGUCCAGAUAUAGGAGUGAGGCCCACAGUAAUUGAAACCGAUGUUUAUGUAAAUAGCAUUGGACCAGUUGAUCCCAUAAAUAUGGAGUACACAAUUGAUAUAAUAUUUGCCCAAACAUGGUUUGACAGUCGCUUAAAGUUCAAUAGUACCAUGAAAGUGCUUAUGCUUAAUAGUAAUAUGGUUGGAAAAAUUUGGAUUCCUGACACAUUCUUCCGAAAUUCUAGAAAAUCUGAUGCUCACUGGAUAACAACUCCUAAUCGUCUGCUUCGAAUUUGGAAUGAUGGUCGAGUUCUAUAUACAUUAAGGUUGACAAUUAAUGCAGAAUGUUACCUUCAGCUUCAUAACUUUCCUAUGGAUGAACAUUCCUGUCCACUUGAAUUUUCAAGCUAUGGAUAUCCUAAAAAUGAAAUUGAGUAUAAGUGGAAAAAACCCUCUGUGGAAGUGGCUGAUCCUAAAUACUGGCGAUUAUAUCAAUUUGCAUUUGUAGGGUUACGGAACUCAACUGAAAUCUCACACACAAUCUCUGGGGAUUAUGUUAUCAUGACAAUUUUUUUUGACCUGAGCAGGCGGAUGGGAUAUUUCACUAUUCAGACCUACAUUCCGUGUAUUCUGACAGUUGUUCUUUCUUGGGUGUCUUUUUGGAUCAAUAAAGAUGCAGUACCUGCAAGAACAUCACUGGGUAUCACUACAGUUCUGACCAUGACAACCCUGAGUACAAUCGCCAGGAAAUCUUUACCAAAGGUUUCUUAUGUGACUGCGAUGGAUCUCUUUGUUUCUGUUUGUUUCAUUUUUGUUUUUGCAGCUUUGAUGGAAUAUGGAACCUUGCAUUAUUUUACCAGCAACAGAAAAGCAAAGACGACUAGAGAAAAAAAGCUAAAAAACAAGGCCUCGAUGUCCUCUGGUCUCCACCCUGGAUCCACUCUGAUUCCAAUGAGCAGUAUUUCUCUGCCUCAAGGAGAGGAUGAGUACGGAUAUCAGUGUUUGGAGGGCAAAGAUUGUGCCAGCUUCUUCUGCUGCUUCGAAGACUGCAGAACAGGGUCGUGGCGGGAAGGCAGAAUACACAUACGAAUUGCCAAAAUUGACUCCUAUUCGCGAAUAUUUUUUCCAACAGCUUUCGCCCUGUUCAAUCUGGUUUAUUGGGUUGGUUAUCUUUACUUAUGA
Lepus europaeus (European hare) is the source of this 1398-nucleotide messenger RNA. It is a transcript of the gene GABRG1, whose product is annotated as gamma-aminobutyric acid type A receptor subunit gamma1. The record is from RefSeq and is a predicted model, not a curated record. Gene Ontology annotation, biological process: gamma-aminobutyric acid signaling pathway; chloride transport; regulation of postsynaptic membrane potential. Gene Ontology annotation, cellular component: dendrite membrane; GABA-A receptor complex; synapse. The transcript is spliced from 9 exons. Gene Ontology annotation, molecular function: GABA-A receptor activity; GABA-gated chloride ion channel activity; benzodiazepine receptor activity. NCBI's taxonomy places the organism in Eukaryota, Metazoa, Chordata, Mammalia, Lagomorpha, Leporidae. Bases 1 to 1398 code for a protein of 465 amino acids.